This is a messenger RNA of Hippocampus zosterae (dwarf seahorse), 4421 nucleotides long. RefSeq names its product myocardin related transcription factor Ab (gene mrtfab). Gene Ontology annotation, biological process: smooth muscle cell differentiation. The transcript is spliced from 20 exons. NCBI's taxonomy places the organism in Eukaryota, Metazoa, Chordata, Actinopteri, Syngnathiformes, Syngnathidae. The record is from RefSeq and is a predicted model, not a curated record. The coding region runs from base 146 to 3523 and encodes 1125 amino acids.
CAUCAGGAAGUGCAGCGGCCGGGGUGUCAAGAGCUGUAUCUUCGCAGACGAAAACACUACUGGCGAGCAUUAUGACUGUAGCCUGCUGGAAUGGGAGCACACCCUUUUAAGAUAAAGUGAAUCUGGUCUUCGCGCCGCCCUGACAAUGCUGCAGCCACAAGCCGACAGCAUGGAAGUCAUGGGGGCGGGUGUUUCAACCCACAGCCCGCAAAGCGAGGCAGUGACCAGCGAGCUCCAGGAGCUGUCCCUGCAGCCUGCUCCAAAGGAGCUGCGGCUGCAGGAACGUAAGAAUGUCCUACAGCUCAAACUCCAACAGAGGCGCACGCGAGAGGAGCUGGUCAGUCAAGGGAUCAUGCCACCACUGAAGAGCCCGGCGGCCUUUCAUGAGCAACGGCGCAGUCUGGAGCGCGCAAGGACUGAAGACUAUCUCAAGAGGAAGAUCCGGAGCCGUCCUGAGCGCUCUGAGUUGGUCAGGAUGCACAUUCUGGAGGAGACGUCGGCAGAGCCCUCCCUGCAGGCCAAACAGCUGCAGCUGAAGAGAGCUCGGCUCGCCGACGACCUCAAUGACAAGAUCUCUCACAGACCGGGUCCCAUCGAACUGGUGCACAAGAACAUCCUGUCUGUCUGUCCUGAUCAGCACUCGCCACCUGAUUCCCCAAAGGGAGCCGGAGGAGAGAUCUCCUCUCUGGACGAAGACAGCAGUGACGCGCUGUCACCCGACCAGCUGGCCAAUCACGACUCUCCUGUGAGUACUGUCCCGCAGCCAUCGCCCUCCGAGGUGCUCGCCCAGAAUGGAGACAUGUCGCCCACACAGUUUGUGAUGCAGGCCGCUCCAAAGCCUCCUCCUGCUCCCGUGGCAAACGGGUCAGGUUCACCCCCACCCGUGAAAGUGGCAAACGGGACCAUAACCCCCCGCACACCCUUUGGGCAGUUGAAGUCUCACAGUAAGACGAACUCUGAGCGUCCUCCGCUGAGAUCCAAGAAAGCAAAGGACAGCAAACCCAAAGUGAAGAAGCUGAAGUACCACCAGUACAUCCCUCCGGACCAGAAGGCGGACAAGGAGCGCCCGCCUCUGAUGGACUCUUCCUACGCCAAACUCCUCCAGCAGCAGCAGCUCUUCUUGCAGUUACAGAUUCUCAACCAGCAACAGCAGCACUACAACUACCACACCAUCCUGCCUGCGCCUCCAAAGCCAGCACCAGAGCAGCCCCUCCCGACGAACCCUAGCCCUUCCCCCACUCGCAACGUUCCCACAGCCCCCAACAGCACCUCAACCCCGACGAAUGGGAAUGCACGCCAGGGCCAAACUUCGGUGGGAGGGGCCAAACCGACCACUUUGCCCGCCAACCUGGAUGAGUUCAAAGUCGCUGAGUUGAAACAGGAACUGAAACUGCGAGGUCUGACCGUCUCCGGCACCAAAAACGAUCUCAUCGAGAGGCUCCGCCACUACCAAGAGCAGAACGCCGCCCCUGCGGCCGUAUCGAAAAAUGACGUAGUGCAACCCAUCCAUCCGAGCGCUGCCUCUGCAUCGAGCACCGUUGCAGCCGCGGGAUGCGACCCCUCGCAGGCUGAGGGAGGGGGGUUCAAGGUGGCUCUGUCCCCACUGACUCAGUCUUUUCCUGGUCGAGUCAUACGUUUUGGCAGCACCAGCUCCAGCCCGCCCGUGUCUCCUUCGCCAUCUGAACGCUCAUUAGCGGGGUUGAGUCCGGAUGAAACCAGCUGUAAUGGAGACAUGUUUGGCGAGAUGGUGAGCUCUCCCCUGACUCAACUCACCCUGCAUCCCUCUCCCCAGCAGCCAUCCACCACCUCUCCUCUUUCCCAACCAAUCAGUAAGCCCAAAGAAGAAGGUCAGAGCUCAUGCAGCCUCCACAGGUCUUCACCCGGCUCGGUUAAGCCCCCGGAGCCUUUCUCUGCGGUCGCCAUGGACUCAUCCUCCCUGGACAAAGACCAGAUGCUGCAGGAGAAGGACAAGCAGAUCGAGGAGUUGACCCGGAUGCUGAGGCAGAAGCAAAGGCUGGUGGAGACGCUCAGAUCGCAACUGGAGCUGGGAAAGAUGGCGGGAGGAGUGUCGUCGGAGCGGGAAGGAAGCAACAAGAGGACCGCGUCUCCAAAUGUGAAAACCCAAACACCCGUUCAAGCCUCGGCCGUCAGACCUUCCGUGCUUCCCAACGGCUUGGUGAAGGUGAAGCUGGAAGCUGAGACUGAGAAAAGUAGGACGGGUGUAAGGGAGGAGGCCCAAAGCAAAAGGGUGGUUCAGCCUAUGCAGUACUCCAAGAAGUCUUCAGACGUUAAACCUCAAACACUCAUUAAAGCCUCGGCCAUCCAACCUCCCGUGCCUCCCAAUGGCCUGGUGAAGGUGAAGCAGGAAACUGAGACUGAGAUGGCGCCAGUCCUCAUCAACCAACAGAGCGGCACUCAGAUUCACACUCAGGCUAUUUCGCUAGACCUCCUCAAGGCUGGCGGCACACUGGUCACCGACUCCAACGGCAACCACUACUUGAUCGCCCUCACCGGUAGUACGGCGGAAAGCCAGAAUCAAAGGCCCUCGCAGAGCAAAAGCAACGGACACGUCACUUUGCAGAGACUGCAGUCGACUCCGAACAAGCUGCCCAGCACUUGCAAGCAAUCACAAGAACAGAAAGACAGCCAGGGCGCAAGCGGGCUCGUCAAAAAGGAACUGAAAGCAAACCGGCACGCGAACAUCAACGGCGUCGCGGCGGCCAGUUCGUGCGUGACCGCUCCCCCCGCCCUACAGCCUUUUUUCAGCGACCCGUCGGACAGCGAAAGCCAAAGCAGCCUGAUCUCCUCCUUCAAGACCGAGCGGGUGUGUCCAUCUUAUGACCGACACACUCUGUUUACUCCUCCCUCCCCCAAACCCAACACCUUUCUUCCUACACAGCGUUCCAAAGGAAACGACGUCAGUUGUCAGCAGAUGGACGACCUAUUUGAUAUCCUUCUCAGGAGUGGAGAAAUCACAGGUUUUAAGGCCAACCCGGACCCGUCGCUCGCUCCAUUACACUCGGACCCACCCACGCCCACCUCCCCACUGUCCCCUCUGCACCUCUCCCCUCCCACCCCUACCUCUCCCUUAGUCUCCCCUCCUGCCCCGCCGAGGGAGCCCUGCACGGGCAGAGGUCAUUUGGAGGACUUCCUGGUGAGCUCCACGCUGCUCGGGGUGGAGCCCAGCGGCGGUCUGACGCUCAUCGACGACCUCCACAGCCAAAUGCUGAGCACCGCCGGCAUCCUGGACCACCCGCCCUCCCCCAUGGACACGUCCGACCUGGGCUUCUCGACCCACACUGCAGGGCUGGACUUUGGGGACGCCGCUUUGGACAGCAUGGACUGGCUGGACAUCUCCAUGGUGGGGAGCUCCAACUCCAGCGGCGGGAGCAGUACUGGGGGAGGGGGAGGAGACGGGGGGACCAGCCUUACUCCCCUGGCUCCGCACACACCGCCGAGUGUCUUCUCUGCUGACUUCCUGGACAGCACGGACCUGCAGCUACACUUGGAGUCGUGUCUGUAGCCUCAGAUGACGGCGUACGGUAUUCCGACUCCUCCUUGAUACCUUCUCUAUGCUGUCUCUUAUCACUGCUGGGCUUUCUGGCACACACAUAUGGAAAGCUGUUUCGGUGUUUGUUUGAUAUCCUUCAUAUCCAUCUUAAAGACCAUAUACUGGUUCACUUUGUCCUCCAUAGGAAGACAAUGCAGUGCAGUCAUAGAAUGACACUGUCUUAUUUGUUCAAUUGUUCUUCCACUACUAGUGACACUUUUGGCCAAAUAGUAUGAAACUAAACCUUACUGGCAAACUGCUGUGCUGCACUGGUAACACUACCAGCCCCAUCCACAAGUAUUGCGUCAUGCACGAGUGGCCUCCUGGACCCUACUAGUGCGCCCUUAGUGCGCACGAUUAUCUUACUAGGGAGAACAAAGCGUACACGAGUACAUGGAACUCAGCAACGGAUGUCAAGGAUAUUGGAUGAAUGCUCAAGCGGCUUCCCAUGCACGCACACAUACACACAGCCCUUUCUAUUAAUGGCUUAUAUUCUGCACUAUGUGGUGGGCUUCAAGUAAUCUGAGCAGUAUUCCAAUGAGGGUUCCUCAGCAAGUUGCGUACCAUUUUGCAUGCUCACUUGCCCAAAAUGAAUCAGUCAUUUCAAGGAAACAAUUACCCAUCCAACCUUGUACUAUCAGAUGGAAGUGUGCGUGAAGCGCAAGUGUGUCAGUGCCUUCUCAACUUUGCACUUAAGUCAAAUCGGUUUAAAGGGGCGUUCAGGUCAGUUGACGAAUGUUGGGCGAAGCCACUUUUUAUGUUAUGUGAGUGAUCAGCUAAGGGGCUUGGAGGGAAAAGGCAGCUGUCGGUGGCUUCCCUCCAUUACCUUAGAAACCUGAUGCCCACCCAUGCGAGUUAAAAAAAACAACAA